CUCAGGGUUGCGCAGCAGGCCUUCUCCUGGGGGCUCCUCCACGCUGCUGGCGCAGAGCCAGCAGCAGCCCCCUCAUUUGGUCCUAGAGGCCUGGCCUCGCUCAGCCGAGGGGCUGGGGCGAUAAUCCCCUACCUACUUUGGGGGCUCAGCAGGGUGCAGAGGGUGAGGUUCCCACAGCGGGAGGCCCCCUACCACAGCGGUCUCCCUCCUCUCCUUUUGCAGAACCAACAUUUCAGUCACUAAGAGGGAGUCCGCAUUGUCCCUCCCCAAGAGCAGCUGUGUAUGUGGGGUGUUUCUGUACUGGGCAGGGCCAAGGGGAGAUGGUUACACCCUCAGACUCAGAUCAGAGAGGGAGGCCUGGGUUUGAAUCCCAGCUCGGCAGCACUCUAACCCAGUGACCUUGGCAGGAUACUUACCUUCUAAGUCUCAGUGUCCUCCUCUGUAGAAUGAGGAUUCACACCUUCAUUCAUUCCCCAGGUAGCUGGGGGAGAGCCUCCUUUAUCGUAGGCAGUGGGGAGGGAGAGGCCGAAGGUGGGCACAGGAUGGGUGGAUCUGAGCUCCAGCCAGGGGCCGCCGUGGCUGGAGCUGGGUGGGCCGGGGCGAGGUGGGCGAGGAGACUGAGAGCUGCAGGCCACACUCUGAGGUGAACCCGGGCCCGGUGUCGGAGUGUUGAGGGUAGCUCCCUGUACUACACAGCAACGGAGGAUGUCAGGAUCGGAGUCAGGUUUUUAGAAAAGAGCCCUCUUAAAAAAAAAAAAAAAAAAGAGCCCUCUGAGCCACCCCCUCGAGGAGGGCAACACUCACCCCUGGUGUGACCACACGUAGUGACUUAGGCUCCCCAAAAGUACAGUGGAAAUGGGGUGGGAGAGGUACCUUCACGGAGGAGAGAGCUGACCGCACGACCUCAGCAGGUGAUCAAGGCUCAUACAAAUGUCCUGUACAUGGUGCGUCACCGUGGACAUGAUGGGGUGGGAAGGACCCUUCAUCACGUCAUCUUCCCCCCAAAACCCAGAACCCCAUCUAACCGUGAGAAAACAUCAGACAAACCCAAAUUGAAGGACAUGCUACAGAAUGCCUGACAAGACUUCUCAAAACUGUCCAGGUCAUCAAAUACAAAGAAAGUCUGAGAUACUGUAACAGCCCAGUGGAGCCUAAGCAGUUGUAACAACGGAAUGUGGGAUCCGGGACGGGACCCUGGAGGAGAAAAAGGACAUUGGGGAAGACCCGUAAGAUCCGAAUACAUCUGUUUAGUUUAUCAUCAGACACCAGUGUUGGUUCAUUAGUUGUGACAAGUGCCCGGCGCUCACUUCAGUGUUAACAUUUCCCGGGGAAACUGGCCCUGGGUGUCUGGGAACUCUCUGUACUGUCCUUGCAGUUUUUCUGUAAAUGUCAACUAUUGUAAAAUAAAACUUAGCAUAUGUAUCCAACGAAGGUUGUGCCCCCUGACAUCAGCAGGGACAGUGGUCGCGAGAGCGAAGUCAGAGAGGCCCGGGAGCCACACAGCCUGCAGGGAGGAGUGGGGAGGUGCUUGUUGAUAGCAAGCAGCAGAAAUGGAGAAAAGCGGGUAGAGGAGGAAUCAUGGAAAACGUGGAUUGAGCCAGUGGCCAUUUUUUUUUUUUUUAAGAUUUUAUUUAUUUAUUUGACAGAGAGCAAGAGAGGGAACACAAGCAGCAGGAAUGGGAGAGGGACAAGCAGGCUUCCCACUGAGCAGGGAGCCCAAUGCAGGGCUUGAUGCAGGGCUUGAUCCCAGGACCCUGGGAUCAUGCUCUGAGCAGAAGGCAGAUGCUUAACGACUGAGCCACCCAGGCGCCCCGAGCUAGUGGCCAUUUUUAAUAGAACCUUUUUUUUUCCUGCCCGAGUAAAAGUAGAGGAGGGGCAGACUUGAGCGAGCAAGCCAAGGGUCCUUUUUUGGCCACAAUGUUAUUGAGAGCCCUGGUUGACGUCCAGAUGGAAUGUCAGCUCGGACAGGUGAGUGCUGGGGCGCAGGUGUGUGAAGCGCUGACAUCUAAGUGUCUUCAGAGCCAUGGGACCUGAGCAGGUCACCCAGGCAGGAGGUGUCAAUGGAGAAGGAAGGGGACGACCUAGAACCCUGGGGCCUUCUAUAUGGAAAAGGCUGCACAGAAGGGGUUUUGCAGAGGAUCUAUCCUUCCCACCCAUGGGGUUCGGGGCUGGAGACGGUGGCCUUCCGGCCAACCCCUGCGUCCAGGGUCGGUCUUCCCCUCAGUGACGCCGCCACGGGGCUUCUGUGGGCACUGCUCCUUCCCCAUCUGGUCACAAGGUUUGGGUCCCCUGGGCCGGGAGGUGUGGCGCUUCUGGAGCCCCUCGGAGUGUGGAGAGGCCAGGCUGUGGGGGGCACCUGGUCCCCACGUCACGGCCCCACAUGCCCUCCCUGCUCUGGACACGGUGGCUACAGCAGUCUGUCCCCACCGGGUCCGAUGCCCGGAGGCAGAGCGCACGAUGGCGGCCCUCCGGCGCCUGGCGAUGGUGCUUGGGCGCUGCGUCCCCGCCGGCCAUUCGGGGCCCACGCUGGCCGAGGCCCAGGGCGGUGUGCGCGGCCUGGCCACCAACGCUCGUGCCUGUGCCAAAUUCUACACGGAUCCCAUGGAGGCCGUGAAAGAUAUCUCUGACAGGGCCAAGAUCGUGGUCGGCGGCUUUGGGCUCUGCGGGAUUCCAGAGAACCUGAUAAAGGCGCUGCUGGAGACGCACGUCAAGGACUUGACCGUGGUCAGCAGCAACGUGGGGGUGGACGACUUCGGGCUGGGCCUUUUACUGGAGACCAAGCAGAUCCCCCGCAUCAUUGGCUCCCACGUGGGGAACAUGCUGUGCGGGCACCACUACCUGUCUGGCGAGCUGGAGCCGGAGCUGCUGCCCCAGGGCACCCUGGCCGAACGCAUGUGCGGGGGCGCCAGGGUGCCCUCGUUCUACACGCCCACGGCCUACAGGACCCUGGCGGAGGAGGGAGGCACGGCGGCCGACGGCCACAUGGUCAUCAUGAGCCAGCCCCGAGAGGAGGAGUUUCAGGGGGACCACUAUCUUCUGGAGCAGGCCAUCUCGGCCCGUUUUGCUUUGGUGAAAGGGUGGAAGGCCGACCGCGCAGGAAACGUCAUCUUCAGAAGAAGCGCCAGGAAUUUCAACGUUCCCAUGUGCAAAGCAGCAGAAACCUCAGUGGGGGAGGUUGAAGACAUUGUGGAUGUGGAGACGUUUGCCCCCAAAGACAUCCACAUUCCUAACAUUGAUGUGGACCCUGUAAUCCAGAGGGAAAGAUAUGAGAAAAGAAUUGAGUGUCUAACCGCAGAGGAAGGUGAAAAAGCCAAGUCUGUGGGUGACCUCAAGGCCCGGAUCAUCACACGGGCAGCUCUUGAAUUUGAGGAUGGCAUGUACACUGAUUUGGGCAUAGGAUCCCCUCUCCUGGCCAGCAACUACAUCAGCCCCAAUAUAACUGUUUAUCUUCAUAGUGAAAAUGGGAUCCUGGGCUUGGGUCUGUUUCCAUUAAAAGAGGAGGUGGACGCAGAUCUCAUCAAUGUGGGCAAGCAGACGGUCACCGUUUUCCCCGGGGGCUGUUUUUUCUCCCGCGAUGACUCAUCUGCCAUAAUUCGAGGGGGACACCUCCACCUCAUCAUGAUGGGAGCCAUGGAGGUUUCCCAGUACGGUGACCUGGCUAACUGGAAUCCCGGAAAGAAAGUGAAAGGCACGGGGGGAGCCAUGGAUUUGGUGUCCAGCAUCAAGACCAGAGUGAUGGUCACCAUGCAACACUGCACCAAGGACAAGGAACCCAAAAUUGUGGAGAAAUGCACCAUGCCACUGACCUGGAAGUGCUGUGUAGACCGAAUCAUCCCUGAGAAGGCCGGUUCGAUGAUGUGCACAAGUGAGGCCUGACACGGAUGGAGCUCUGCCGAUGGAGAACGACGUCAAAAAGAGCACGGGCAGCCCCCCUUUGCCGUAUCACCUGACCCUCAGACCCACACAGCCCGUGGCAGCCUGAGCCAGGAAGGAAGCCCUGGUCCCAGAGGGUGGGUUUCAUUGGAACCCAUAGGAAGUGUGAUCACCUCUGUCCGAGGUGCUGGCCGCCUGACCAGCUUUCCUACCGCCAGACAGACUAUUCUCUCAAGAGGGAUAUGGCUUUAAUUAAAAACCAAAGGGGAAUGUAGCCGUUUAUCUUCUGUGUUCUGUGUGUCCUGAGAUCGGUCUGGUACCAUCAUCGGGCAUGCAGACACCCUCUUCUGUGCUGUUUACAUGAAAUUCUGUGCAGAUCGGAUGAGCCCACAGGACAGCUUUCACGGAAGGGGCUUCCCUCGUGAAUGAGCCACGAAAUGUGGGAGGAAGGUGUGACCACCCCGUACACCCAAGGCUCCACUUUGCCAGCACCGUGAAAAAUAUACAAGCCAAACAUGCACCGUGACCGGAGGAAUGCUGCCUGCCUGAGCUUGUCUUCCUGCAGCCCCUCUGGCUUUUCCUCUGGGGCCUUCCAUCUUGGGGCUAAAUUCUGUAGCCUCCCCUCUUCCUCCCUGCACGGCCUCCUUCUCAUGGCUAAACAGAUGUGUCUGGAAGGGCAGCGAGGCUGUCUAGCUGGGCCAGAGCACUGGUAACGCAGUGACAGGCGGGGAGAGAGGCUCCUCUGUAGAUAAACAGGCCCCCGUGCGCUGUCAAAGGCGGCAGCUUGUGGUAGGAGGGGUUCUAGAAACCAAGACGGACUUAAUGGGUUUUCUCCUCUUCAGACAUGGGUUCCUGUGUCCCCCAGGACACUCAGGCCCUUUCUGCCUGUCGUGGAGCCCUAGACUGGCCUGUUGUCUCUACUCUCUUAGAAUACAGGAGAAGCUGUGAGGUGUUUCAUCCUGAACCCACAGUCUCACAGCCUUAAAAGAACAAAAUGAGUUCCUGUGUGUACAUGCGUGCACACGUGCCCGUGCAUCCAUGUGCGUGUCCGAAUGUGUGCGUGUGUGUGAUGGUAAAAACAAAGCCUGACACGGAGCACGACGCACGUUCUCAGUGUAGCUCUCGAGGGGCACACAACCAUCAGGAGCACGUGGGCAGGAACUGGAGAUUCUAGCUGUGAAGGAAGGCCUUUCAGAAGAAGCCUCCUUGGGGCCUCGCCCUGAAGGAAGGGCCGGAUCCUGGAACGGAGGGAUGGAGACACCGCUCCCUGAGGGGGCAGCCUGGGGUUUGGGGGUAAGUGGCCAGGGACCAUGACCAGGUUGGGGGUGGAAUGGAAGGUCAUCAAGUGGAUGGAUAGCGGGGUACCUUCUGGGGCUUCUGGGGAGUGGCCCUGAUUGGCCCUGGUGUCAGUUCCCAGUGUGGGGCAGGCAGAGCUUCCAGGAGCAGAGAGUGAGAGGUGUGUCAGACGGUAGGAAGAAGGAGGAGGGUCGAGUUCCUCCUUCUCACGGGAUGCAGUAACCUAGCCAGAGGGACAAAGGCAGACUGGUCCACAGCUGGGACUCUCUGAGGGUUCAGCCACGCACCCUGAUUGUCCUUCAGUGUGGCACCAGCGUCACACCCAUGGCCGCAGGCUGAGGUGGGGCCGGGUCUGUGGGGAGGAGUCAGGUGGCGCCCAGAGCAGGAGGAGGCCUGGGGGGGAGGUGGGAAUGAUCUUGGCCUGGCCCAGCUGGGUGGGGGUGUGUUAGGCCUUGACCACCUGCCCUGGGACAGGAUGCAGCAGGUGAGCUGCCAAGACCUCUGGGCGCUGAUGGAGCAGGCUGAGAAGUGGGGUGAGGCUGGAGGUUUCAUGGGUCCCCCCUAGCCCAGAGAAGCAGCAUGUUCCAUCCGGGGCAAAGGGGAAAGGCCACAGCGUGGCCCACAUUCUCAAGGCAUGGCUGCACAUACUCCAUCAGGUGCAAAGGGGACAGCAUGCCUGCCGGCAACCCAGAGGGUCAGGUAUAGAGCCAGGGACCCUGGGCCCCAGAGAUGCCCACCUCUGCCUUUCUAGAAAGCAGCCUUCCAGAGCCGGGCAGCCUAGGGCCCCACCCCCUAGACCGCUCGGGCCUUCCCUGCAGCCCCUUCUCUCUGCUCCCGGGAGACCCCAGGAAGACCCUUGAUCAGACAGGUGCACAAGGAGAGCGAACAGUGAACACAGCCUCGGGCGACAGAUCGCCCUCCCUGGCUCCUCGGUGGACAGUUCUCUCCGGGGAACAGGGGCAGGACAGCGGCACCUGCAGGGGUGGAGGGCUGCCCAGCCCAGGGUCAUGGAGUUGCACUCCAGUGCUGUGUGGACGACAGUCACCCUCUUGCUCCCAUCCACUCUGUGCUCCUCGUGGCCUCACUGGCCUUGCCCCUCUGCCCACAGGGCUUGUAUGUGUCUUGUGGCUCAGUGUCCUCAUGGUUCUGCUGCUUCCUCAUGACUGACUUGCUAUGACCCAGACUCUCCCGAGUGGCUUCUCUCUGGGCUCCUUCCAGGGUCUGCUCCUGCAGCUGACGACCUCCUGUCCCAGCAGGAUCGUUGCCCAGUGGAGCCUCCGAUGGGUCCAGUGCAUUUGUGUGUGGCAGGUGAUGUCAUAGGUCAGAGUUUAGUCUCCGGAUUCGUCGUUCAGGCACCUUGGCCCAAGGACACGGGCCUACAGCACAGCUCUUUAAGGGCUGACCUUUACCAGCUGCGCAGGACUGUGGGUGGGGCGGGCAGUGCCCUUGACCUGUGGUGUGUCCCAGUGAAUCAUAGUAGACCCGCUAAUGGAGCAAACAUAGGUAUUUGUACAUGUGGGCGUCUGUAUACUGUAUGAUAAACCCAUGUGUUUCUAUACACGCGUGUGCGUGCGUGUGUCAGGGUGGCCACACUGAGGGGACAUGGACACGGAAGGGGGACAGUUGGCUCUGUGUGUUACGAAACAUAAAAUUGAGUUACUAAUCCUCUCCGUCGUUUAAGAAAAUUCCACAGGAAGAGAACAUGAAGGGGUCUGGAGUGUUCUCGCCUUUACAGUGAAAGCCAGGAAAUAACCGACGUGUUUAAAGUGAAGCUAAUACCUAAAUACUAUGCGGUGUUUUCUCAAAGGAAUUUUAUACGUUUGAAAUGCUCAUAGUGGAGGCAUUUUAACAGCAGUGAACAUGUUUAUGUGAAAAAGUUGGAAAAAAUACAGACACUUAUGGUCACCAUUGUGUAAAACUUCAAUUGACAUGAAAAUAUUCCAGAAAAAUGAAAAUGCUGUGUUAGAGCGUGGAGAGAUUUCUGAGUGAUGUUUUUUUUUUUUUUUUCCCUCAAACGUUACAGUUGCUAUUGUAUUACUUUGACAGUUAAAAAAUCAGGAGGCCUGGAGCCUGGGUGGCUCAGUUGUUUGAACGGCCCAUUCUUGGUUUCGGCCCAGGUCAUGAUCUCAAGGUCAUGGGAUCGAGCCCUGCGUCAGUCUCUGCACUCAAUGUGGAGUCUGCUUGAGAUUCUCUCUCCAUCACCCUCUGCCCCUCCCUCCCCUCAAAUAAAUAAAUAAAUAAAUCUUUAAAAAAUCAGGAGGUCAUUUAGAAAUACAAAGAGGUACAGGAAGUUAGUUUUACUGGUGGACUCGACAUUUCCAGGGAUCAUGAGUGUGUUUCCCAAGACAUCCUCAUCUUUAAGCAGCUUCGGGGUCAAAUCCCAUUUUCACAGGCGCUCCUCUUCCUAGCCAGAGGCCCCCAUGUUUCCCUGCCGAUGGCCUUUUCUCUCUUUUUUGACCCACAAACCUGGAGUUAACGUCUUAAGUGAAUAAGAACUUGGGGUCUGGAAUUAGACGUGGACUGAACCCCAGCUCUGGGACUUUGGCCGGAUGUCUCUGCCCCGCUGCCACCGGUGUCCUGUUUGGGCAUCAGAGGACACUUUGGGCCUGCUCUUGGCAGUGGCGGGCAGAACAAGCCCUUGCUACAUCCUGGCGGCUGCUCCCAUCCGCUGGGGCACGAUCCAUCGAGUCCCCCGAAAGUAUGGGGUGGGCGGGAGACCUUGGGCCUUGGAGCUGUGAGACGGGGGUGGGAACCACAGUUCUGUGGGCCCCUGGCAGUGUGGCUCCGAAGUUUCUCCGUGAAGCGUGUGGUCCAGGUUACUGUGGAGACGCACGAGGUCACGAGUGGGAGUCGCUCGAACCUGUAAAGGGCUUCAAGGAUGGCAGUGUUCACAAUUGUCACGAAUGACGACCGUGUGUUGGCGAGGCCCCCCUCCUCCCGUCUCCCUCGGACCAUCUCCCUCGGGUCUUCAGAUGAGGAGACUGAGACCCUCUGCCUCCGUGCACAGGGGCCCGCACAGGCUCGGGCAGAAGGGUCCCUGCUGUCCCCCGUGCCCAGCCCCUGCGCGCGAGUGACCGCCCUCUCUCCUCUC
Molecule: messenger RNA, 8260 nt
Organism: Mirounga angustirostris (Northern elephant seal)
Lineage: Eukaryota; Metazoa; Chordata; Mammalia; Carnivora; Phocidae
Gene: OXCT2
Product: 3-oxoacid CoA-transferase 2
Cellular component (GO): mitochondrion
Molecular function (GO): succinyl-CoA:3-oxo-acid CoA-transferase activity
Source: RefSeq, a predicted model, not a curated record